AUGCCUGAAGACCGAAGCCACAAACGGAGGAUCCUGCUUGUUGUGGGCGUGCUGUUCCAUCUGCUGUACCUAUGGUCCAUCUUUGACAUCUACUUUGUCAGUCCAUUGGUCCACGGAAUGAACCAUUUCGUCAGCACAAACAAUCCUCCAGCCAAGCGCCUAUUCCUCAUAGUUGGAGAUGGACAGCGUGCCGACAAGACACUGGCCAAAAUCCACAACCCAGAAACCGGGAAAAGCGAGUAUCUGGCGCCGUACCUCCGCUCACUAAUAGAGACUCAAGGCACGUACGGUAUCUCGCACACCAGAAUGCCUACCGAAUCGCGACCAGGCCAUGUGGCCAUGAUUGCGGGAUUUUACGAGGAUGUGAGUGCAGUCACGAAAGGCUGGAAGGAAAACCCUGUCGAUUUCGACUCUGUCUUCAACCAAUCGGCCCACACCUACUCUUUUGGCUCGCCAGACAUUCUGCCCAUGUUUGCUGCCGGAGCGUCUGAUCCCGGCAGAGUGGAUACCUGGAUGUAUGGACACGAGUUUGAGGAUUUCACAUCCUCGUCCAUUGAACUCGACAAGUUUGUGUUUGAACAUCUAGACCAGUUGUUCGACAAUUCCACGAAAGAUCCAGUUUUAGAUGCCCAGAUCCGACAGGACAAAAACGUGUUUUUCCUGCAUCUGCUGGGAACAGACACGGCCGGCCACAGCUACAGACCGUACUCCAAAGAGUACUACGACAAUAUCCGCUACACGGACGAGCAAAUCCGCAAGCUGGUGCCCAAGGUGAACAGCUUUUUUGGAGACGACAGGACUGCGUUUGUAUUCACGGCAGACCACGGAAUGAGCGAUUUCGGUUCUCACGGUGACGGACAUCCAGACAAUACACGCACACCGCUGAUUUGUUGGGGUGCGGGUUGCAAGAAACCGCUCUUUAUCGAUGCGUCCGAAAACGAGUAUCUCGCCAAAGAGCCACUCGAGAUGGAGACAUGGGGGCUGGAUAACAUCAAACGGCACGACGUGAAACAGGCAGACAUUGCCUCGCUGAUGUCGUUCCUUGUUGGUCUUAAUUAUCCUGCCAACUCCGUGGGCGAGCUUCCGAUCGAAUAUCUGGACGUUCCUGAGCUCGACAAGAUUAGAGGUCUUUAUCACAACGCGUUGAGCAUCCACGAGCAGUACCUAGUGAAGCUGCAGGAGGUGGAAAGCAACCAGUUCGACUUCAAGCCAUUUCCAGGCUUUGAAACCAAGCCGGGCCACGUGUACAAGGCCGAGAUUGAAAACCUGAUUGAGCAGGUUUCCGAGGGUGUCAUUGAGGCCGAGAAACCGGCCAUUGAGCUCAUAGAGGAGCUCAUUACGGUGUCUCUCCAGGGCCUCGACUAUCUCCAAAAAUACAACUGGUUGCUGCUGAGGAGUAUCGUGACCCUGGGCUUCGUUGGCUGGAUCGUCUACUCUUUCAUUAUUUUCUUGCAAUUGUACAUUGUGCCGAGCCAUCUCGACCACACUAUCCACAAUUCUGCCGGCUGGAUAGAGCGAAUCAGCAUCUACACAUUUUUUGGGUCGCUUGCGGCUGGCCUGGGCUACGUGCUCUUCUACCAGAACUCGCCUAUCAACUACUAUCUCUACACGGCUUUCCCUAUCUAUUUUUGGCAUAGCAUCGUGGAGCAGCGCCAGACACUGAUUGUUGGGCUCCGUGAAUUUUUCAAAGGGUACAAUAGAUGGUUUAUUGUGGUGGUGUUGGGAGCAAUCGUUGGGUAUUUUGAAUGCAUCACGAUAGGUUUCACGAAUCGGGGAAUUUUUGUGUUUAUGUUUGUGGUCCUGGGGGUUUAUCCAAUGGCUGUGGCGAGACUACCACUUUUACGAAGCCUGGCGUGGGUUACGACGUGCGGUAUCCUUUCCUUUUUCCCCGCGCAAAAUCCUGUGAAAACUGAAACCUUGGAGCUGAUUGUGGCGGGUGGAGUGCUGAUUCUUUUGAUCGGCGCAGCGGCCCUCUACCAGUUGCGCCUGCCCUCAUACACAGCCAACCUGGUGCUGGUUCAACUGGGACUGGUGGCUCUUGCCAUUGUGUCCACGUCUAAGGCAGUCGUGUCACUACAGCGCCGAGAAGGAUUACCUAAGGACGCGCAAGUUUUGGGGUGGCUCAAUUUGGGACUCUCGCUACUUGUGCUCCCGGUUUUGCACCAGCUGAGGCCGGAUCCGAGCUACAAGACACGGUUCCUGAUCAUUUUCCUGGCGUUUUCCCCGACGUUUGUGAUCCUCACAAUCUCGUUUGAGACGCUAUUUUACGUGCUGUUCUCGGCAAUGGUGUUCCAAUGGAUCGGAGUGGAAUCCGCGAUAUCCUCAAGAGUGUCAAAAUGGCCGCAGCUGCUUAGAGUGGCAAUCAUCGGAUUCUUCUUCCUACAGAUAGCAUUUUUCGGAACCGGAAAUAUUGCGUCGGUGUCGACUUUCUCGCUGGAUUCGGUGUACCGGCUGCUCCCGAUAUUUGAUCCCUUCCCAAUGGGCGCACUACUCAUGCUCAAGCUGAUUAUUCCUUACGUGAUUUUGAGCGUGGGACUCGGGCUGAUGAAUCUCAAGUUGCAUCUGAUAAUAUUCAGCAUUUCGUCAUUGAUCAUUUCGUUGAGCGAUUUGUUGUCGCUCAACUUUUUCUACUUGGUUAAGACCGAGGGAUCGUGGCUGGACAUCGGACUAACAAUCUCCAACUAUUGUCUCGCAAUAUUGAAUUCGCUCUUCAUUUUGUUGCUCGAGCUAUUAUCCAACAUUUUGCUCGCUAAAACCGAGCUGGUGAAAUCGGGCCACCACACCACGGAGAGAUCGAAAAUUGACCUGGCAAUCGACUCGCCCGAGUACAGAUCGAUUCUGCGUGAGGUCGAGCGCGUCGAGUCCCUAGGAGGCUCAAUUGCUACAAGGGUUAAGCGCAGAUCAACAAAAACCUAG
This is a messenger RNA of Ogataea parapolymorpha DL-1, 2916 nucleotides long. RefSeq names its product GPI ethanolamine phosphate transferase 1. Gene Ontology annotation, biological process: GPI anchor biosynthetic process. Gene Ontology annotation, cellular component: endoplasmic reticulum membrane. The record is from RefSeq and is a predicted model, not a curated record. Gene Ontology annotation, molecular function: mannose-ethanolamine phosphotransferase activity. Bases 1 to 2916 code for a protein of 971 amino acids. The transcript has a single exon. Lineage: Eukaryota; Fungi; Ascomycota; Pichiomycetes; Pichiales; Pichiaceae.